UUUGCCUGCCACGUAGCUAGCAAUUGAUCUAGACUCCAUGCAACAUUGUUGCACACUUGUUAGUCAGGCUUGUCUAUUUAGUUUUGUACUCUGGAUUUAUCUAUCUAUCCAACCAGCAACCACUGAAAUGUUACUCCUAUCUUUUUGGUCAAUUGUUUCGUGCUUUUUGUAUGUGAAUGGCGCUAAACUACCCGAACCAGAGGUGAAAAUUGAGGUUUUACAUAAACCCUUUAUCUGCUUUCAGAAGUCGAAAUAUGGAGACCUACUUCUUGUGCACUUCGAGGGAUUUCUGGAGAGCAAUGGCACCAUGUUUCAUUCCAGCCGUAACCACGGGGAUAAACAGCCAGUGUGGUUCACCCUGGGGAUCCAAGAGGUGAUCAAGGGUUGGGAUAAGGGGCUGAAGAACAUGUGUUCAGGAGAGAGGAGGAAGCUCACUAUCCCCCCAGCUCUGGCCUAUGGCAAAGAGGGAAAAGGCAAAAUCCCCCCCGAGAGUACGUUGAUCUUUGACAUUGAGAUCAUGGAGAUUCGGAACGGUCCCAGGUCCCAUGAGUCGUUCCAGGAGAUGGAUCUCAACGAUGACUGGAGGCUCUCCAAACCAGAGGUGAAGGAGUACCUAAGGAAAGAGUUUGAAAGACAUGGCUACCAUGCUAAUGACACGCAUCAUGAGGCGAUGGUGGAGGACAUCUUCAAGAAGGAGGAUGAGGAUGAAGAUGGAUUCAUAUCUUCUAGAGAGUUUACCUACAAACACGAUGAGCUGUAGAAGUCUGAAUUUUAUAAGGUUGGUUUACAGUAGAUCAAGCGACAGUCUGUGGAUAACGUGUCGUUAGCCCAAGUAUAAACCAGCCUUUACUCCUAUUAACAUGUCAUUUCAUUUUCACUAUGUUCAAUCGGUCUUGAAUUUACAAUUAAAGUGUUCUGAGGAGCGCUCAGGGUUUACUGGCAUAUAUAUUUAGGAGAUUUUUGUAUUUUUCAGGGAUUUGUGGGUAUGAAAUUGCCUUGAAUACGUAUCAUAGAGAACACUAAGUCCAUCCACCGCAUUUAUGCCCAAUGUGACCCAUGUACAGUUAUUUAGAUUCAUUUAAAUGAUUUUCUGUAUAGACACAUAGUCUUUAGUCUUUAGUUCAAGUACAAGGCUGAUGGUGAAUGAUGGGGUCACCAGUUGGUAAAGUAUCAUACAGUAUUUCUAAGAAUAUCUGUUUGUCAGCCACUGAAAUAAAAUGCCUUUUCAUAAAACUC
Coregonus clupeaformis (lake whitefish) is the source of this 1236-nucleotide messenger RNA. Its product is annotated as peptidyl-prolyl cis-trans isomerase FKBP14. Gene Ontology annotation, molecular function: calcium ion binding; peptidyl-prolyl cis-trans isomerase activity. The record is from RefSeq and is a predicted model, not a curated record. The transcript has 4 exons. The coding region runs from base 38 to 760 and encodes 240 amino acids. Lineage: Eukaryota; Metazoa; Chordata; Actinopteri; Salmoniformes; Salmonidae.